AUGUCCACCUUACAAAGACGUCGUGGUGCUAAUAAAUCAUCAACACCAAAACCAAGAGAAUCUUCAGAUUCACCAUAUGAAAAUAACCAUAAUGGAAGUCAUUCUCCUAUAACCCCCAAUGAUGUUGAUCAUAAAAUUGGUUAUGAUGCUCGUGAUAUACAAGAUCGUCAAUCUUCAACAAUAAAGCCUCCACUUUUAACAUUGAUGGAAGAAGUAUUACUUAUUGGUCUUAAAGAUAAAGAAGGUUAUUUAUCAUUUUGGAAUGAUAAUAUUUCAUAUACUUUAAGAGGAUGUAUUUUAUUAGAAUUAGCAUUUCGUAAUAAAAUUACAUUAGUUAAUGAUCCUGCAAGACGUAGAUUUGAAUUAAGUGAUAGAUUAGUUGAAGUUAUAGAUGCCGAACCUACUGGAGAAGUCUUAUUAGAUGAAGCUUUAAAAAUUAUGAAGAGUGAUGAAUCAAAUUUAUCAGUUACAAAUUGGAUUGAUUUAUUAAGUGGUGAAACUUGGAAUUUAAUGAAAAUUAAUUAUCAAUUAAAACAAGUUAGAGAAAGAUUAGCUAAGGGGUUAGUUGAUAAAGGGAUCUUGAGAACUGAAAGGAAAAAUUUCUUCCUUUUUGAUAUGGCUACACAUCCAGUUGCUGAUAAAUUAUCAAAAGAAUAUAUCAAGAAUAGAAUCUUAACUUUAUUAAUUCAAAGAAAUGUCGAAUUGGAUAAUUUCGCCAAUGAUCAAUUCCCAAAAGAUACUACUUAUAGACAUUUAAGAUCAGUAGCAUUAGUAUGUGGAGCAUAUGCCGCUAAUGUAUUGGAAAAUGUAUUAUUAUCUUUAAAUUAUGAUAAAAGAGAUCAAGCUUUUACAAGAGCAGAUGAAUUAUUAAAUGAUUUUAGUGAAUUCCCAUUCAAUUUAAGUCAUCAAUCUCCUUUAGGUUUAGGAUUGAAUUUGGGACAAGAAAUUUCUUCAGAAAUUGAAAGUUCAAAUAUAAGUGAAUUACAAUUGGAAUUGGUCGCGGCGGUUUUGAGUGUAUUUGCAAGAAUGGAUUCUAUUUUGUAA
Messenger RNA from Hemisphaericaspora subhashii, 1044 nucleotides. RefSeq lists its product as uncharacterized. The record is from RefSeq and is a predicted model, not a curated record. Lineage: Eukaryota; Fungi; Ascomycota; Pichiomycetes; Serinales; Debaryomycetaceae. The coding region runs from base 1 to 1044 and encodes 347 amino acids. Gene Ontology annotation, cellular component: Golgi cisterna; cytosol; trans-Golgi network. Gene Ontology annotation, biological process: Golgi vesicle budding; Golgi organization; Golgi to plasma membrane protein transport. Gene Ontology annotation, molecular function: phosphatidylinositol-4-phosphate binding. The transcript has a single exon.